Acanthosepion pharaonis is the source of this 822-nucleotide messenger RNA. NCBI's taxonomy places the organism in Eukaryota, Metazoa, Mollusca, Cephalopoda, Sepiida, Sepiidae. The record is from the annotation of a GenBank genome assembly.
AUGCCCCGGAUAAGCAUCCGUAAGUUGAAUAUCUUCGCUUCUCCCAAAAGGUCGGUUUGCCUUGAAAAUAAGCAGUCAAAUUCCUACUUUUUUAGUUGGACUAGAAAACCUAGCACUGUCAAGACAAUUGUUUCAUCCAAGAAACAUUCAUCUCGCUUUCUUUCUUAUCCUUCUCUCUCUUUCUCUCACUCUCUCUCUAUCAUUCCCUCUCUCACUCUCUUUCUUUCCUCUCUCUUUCUCACACUCUCAUUCUCUCACACUCUCUAUCUCUUUCACUCACUCUCACUUUCCCUUUCUAUCUCUCUCACUUUCUCUUUCACUCUCUCUCUUUCCUAUCUCUUUCUCACACUCUCAUUCUCUCCCUCACUCUCUCUUUCCCUUUCUAUAUCUCUCUCUUUCUCUUUCACUCUCUCUCUUUCCUCUCUCUUUCUCACACUCUCAUUCUCUCACACUCUCUAUCUCUUUCACUCUCUCUCUUUCCUAUCUCUUUCUCACACUCUCAUUCUCUCUCUCACUCUCUCUUUCACUCUCUCUCUUUCCCUUCUUUCUCACACUCUCAUUCUCUCACACUCUCUAUCUCUUUCACUCUCUCUCUUUCCCUUUCUAUCUCUCUCUCUUUCUCUUUCACUCUCUCUCUCUUUCCUAUCUCUUUCUCACACUCUCAUUCUCUCCCUCACUCUCUAUUUCACUUUCUCUUUCCCUUUCUAUCUCUCUCUUUCUCUUUCACUCUCUCUCUUUCCUCUCUCUUUCUCACACUCUCCUUCUCUCUCACUCUCUCUUUCCCUUUCUAUCUCUCUGUCUCUGUCUCUCUCUCUCAUGUAG